AUGCAGAUAAGGCUGAUUCCGCGGGAGGAGAGCGUUGCGGAAUGGGCGAUGAUAGAGUUACAAGGGACAUUGGAUUCAACUGGUACACUUGCGGGACAACGAAUUGGAAUCCUGAAAUGGGAGAAUAAGAAAGCUUUAUUUCGUAUUGGCCAUCACAUUAUGGAAGGGAAAGAGAUAAAACUUCAGAACCCGUUGCUUGUACUUGUACGAGACGUAGAAAAUCAAGGAGUCGUACAAAUUGCCGCUGUGAUUCGUAAAAAAGUUCAAUUCCGUGAUCGACCAAUGCCCGUAUGA
Messenger RNA from Cercopithifilaria johnstoni, 294 nucleotides. Lineage: Eukaryota; Metazoa; Nematoda; Chromadorea; Rhabditida; Onchocercidae. The record is from the annotation of a GenBank genome assembly.